UUCCUAAAACUCCUAGAGAGCUUAAUCUGUCGUAAGAAUGAUGAAAUAAUGAACCUCUACAAAAAGAUCAACGACCUUGAAGCCACCACAAAGGAACUAUCCAAGAUUCGAGAACAUGAACAAAAAGAAUUCAAACAAAAAUUGAACGAAUUCGACGCUGAAAGGGCCAAAUUUGGAACUGAGAAGCAAUCUAAAGUCCUAGAACUCAGGAAAGAAGUUGACAAAUCAAAUAAGGUCCUGACAAGCCAGAUCGAUGAUUUGGUCAGAGAAAAUGAGAGGAUAAGGGCUGAGCUCAAUGACCAGAAAUCUAAAAUUUUGGAGCUGAGGUCAGCAGAGGGAGAAGAUAUGGGUGCUCAAAAGAAUGACAAUCCUUCAGGGAAGCUUCAAGGUGUUGAUGAUUUUAUUAAUGACUCGAAGCAAGUUAAAUCCUCACUUUAUAAUGAGUUCAAAAUAGGGAAUAAGAAUUCAGUUAGGAGUGUUCUUAAAAGUGGUACAAUUUCAUUCCAUCCAAAUAUGCAAUGUUCUUCCCCAACUCCAAGAUUAGAGGAUCAUGGAAACAACUACUCUCACACCCUUUCUCUUGAACAUAAGUACAAAAGUCAUAUUUCAUCCCCAAAGAUUCAAAACUUAUUCUUUGAGCCGCAGAAUAGCUCUGCUACUAUUGGAAAAGAUCAGAACGUCAAAGAUAUCAGAAUGAGUAGGAACUUUUUAGCUAAGCAUUGUAAUUCAGAAUGAAAUGCUCUUAACGAAAGUAAAGCUAUCUACAUUCCAAAGAACAAUCAAGAUUUGAUUAAUACAAUGCUUGAAAACAACGAUAUGGCGCCUGUCAAACAAAGUAGUGAAAGAAACCCACAUAGAUAUUCAAAGAAAAGCCUUAAUUCUAAGAUCAAAGACAAGGUGAAGAAGAAAGGAUAUUUGAAUAUUUCUAGGAGAAAAAGUACUCAAAAACUAAAUCAUAAAGAUCUGAAAAAUCAGCUUAAAGAGAGCACCUCGAAGAAGCCGACGGUGAACUCAACUGUCAAUACGGUGAUUUUUAAUAAUUAUAAGAAGGAGAAGAAUCCCAAGAAGACAUUGAAUCACAAGAUUUCUGCUAUAUCCCUGAGGAGGUCAACACUGGCUCUGAAUAACAACUGGACAGCUGAACCCCCAAAUGUUCCAUCAGCUAAACGGCCUGAGAUCUUGAAUGAUAUGAGAAAAGUAAAGAAGAGCAAUAAAAAGAGUUCGAGGUUGAACUCUACACUUAAAAAAUCCUCCAAGAACCAAAACAGAACUUCAGAACUCAGCUCUGAAGUAGUUCAUCCUUCAGGUUCUAAAGUAGUUAAACAGAAUUAUAACCUAAGCUCAUUCGAUAGCCAACUGGCUGGAAGCAGGAAGCCAAAGUCGUUCCUGAUGAGUAACUUGGAAAGCAUGGGGCUUCAAGAGCUGAAGAGGCAAGUUUCACCUGAAUCUACUAUUAAAUUCUUUGAGCCAUAAGACAAGUUCAGCCAAUAA
This is a messenger RNA of Moneuplotes crassus, 1491 nucleotides long. NCBI's taxonomy places the organism in Eukaryota, Ciliophora, Spirotrichea, Euplotida, Euplotidae. The record is from the annotation of a GenBank genome assembly.